CGUUUUCUAUCGAGGAUUCCUACGACAUGCCGGCACCUGUAUGGACGGCGCUGAUCGUCAUCAUUCUCGCAUGCUUCUACUUGUGGAGACGGAAGCGGUUUUCAUUGUUCAUGGACAUUGGAAUACCCGGACCCAAACCAAGUUUAUUCUCCGGAAACCUGUCUGAACUCAUUGAAAGGGGAGCAUCUCAAACGUUCGAUACCUGGGUGAAUAAAUACGGGGACGUCGUAGGGUUUUACAAUGGAGCUGAGCCGAUGCUGCUUGUCAAGGACCUGGAUUUGAUCAAGAAAAUUCAGAUCAAGGACUUUGGAAACUUCCACGGAAGAGGGGUCACAUCUGCUGUCAACAGACAACACCAAGUGAGCAAGUUCAAUCUCAUUAAUGUGGACGGAGAGCGAUGGAAGGACAUGCGGAGUCUCCUGACACCCGCCUUCACUUCGAGCAACAUGAAAAAAUGGACAAGCGCGGAACAAAAUGAUCCAUAA
Ixodes scapularis (black-legged tick) is the source of this 485-nucleotide messenger RNA. RefSeq names its product probable cytochrome P450 9f2. The record is from RefSeq and is a predicted model, not a curated record. Gene Ontology annotation, molecular function: iron ion binding; monooxygenase activity; oxidoreductase activity, acting on paired donors, with incorporation or reduction of molecular oxygen. The coding region runs from base 27 to 485 and encodes 152 amino acids. NCBI's taxonomy places the organism in Eukaryota, Metazoa, Arthropoda, Arachnida, Ixodida, Ixodidae. The transcript is spliced from 6 exons.